CAUCUGUUUUACAGCGAGCGGCGGCGUCCUCGUUCUGACGUAUAUUUUCUGGCAUUAUUGGCUCAGGAGGAGGUGGGUAGAGUGGAGAUCUCGUCGCCGACCAUCGCUAACUACGUUCGUCGCUCGUGUUGUGAAAUGUGAAAAUGGCGUCUUCCCAGGACGCUUGGUAUCUGUCGUUGCUCGGCCUGGCCGAGAAUUUCCGCACGUCGAGCCCGCCCAACAUCAAGUCGUGCAUCCAGUGUCUGCAGGCGGUCUUCCAUUUCAAGCCGCCGCCGCGCGUCGAGGCACGCACCCACCUUCAGCUCGGCAACAUUCUGCUCACGCAUACGAAAAACAUCGAUUUGGCGCGAUACCAUCUAGAUCAAGCGUGGCGGCUGAGUCAGAAUAUAAAUACGUUCGAUGAUGUAAAGUUCGAAGCGGCAAGCGUCGUUGCGGAGCUGUACGAGCAGCAGCAGCAGCCGAACCUGAGUAAACCGAUUUUGAGGAAGGCGAUAGAACUGUCCCAGCACAAUGUCUACUGGCAUUGCAGGCUUAUCUUUCAACUUGCGCAAAUUCAUGCUUCGGAGAAGGACUUUGUCGCGGCGAGUAGCUUGCUCGCGGUUGGUGUUGAUUAUUCUCACAUAAGCAACGCCUGUUACACCAAAGUUCUCUUCCUUUUAAGUCGGUGUAUGUUGUUGUUGAUCGAUAAAAAGUUCACGGAAGUUCAUCCCCUGUUAAAUUCAGCAAACCACCAUAUAGAGAAUUGGCAGGGCAAUUCAUAUCAAAAAGACUAUCUUAAGGUGUACUUUUUAGUUCUUCAAGUAUGCCACUAUCUUAUGGCAGGCCAGGUGAAAAGUGUAAAACCUUGUCUAAAACAAUUGCAACAAAGCAUACAGACUAUAAUGUCACCUAGUUGGCCUGCCGAUGACGUAGUCACAGGCUCCAAUAUUGGAGACAUGUUUAUAUGGAUGCCGAAGGAUCAACUGUAUGUCUUGGUUUAUUUAGUAACGGUCAUGCAUUCGAUGCAAGCCGGAUAUAUGGAGAAGGCACAAAAAUAUACUGAUAAAGCUCUUACCCAAAUCGAAAAACUAAAAAUUAUCGAUAAUAAACCUGUUUUGUCCGUGUUUCAAUUAAUGCUCUUGGAACAUAUAAUCAUGUGUCGACUUGUAAUGGGAAAUAAAACCUUGGCUCUUACGGAAAUUUCUCAAGCAUGCCAACUUUGCAGGCGACAGCCUAGGUUACUUCAAGGCCAUAGACCACAAUUACAUGUAUUACUAGGUUUAUAUGCAAUGUCUAUGAAUUGUAUGGAAGCUGCAGAGGCUCAGUUCACUGCUGCGCUCAGAACGUCACAAGAGAGGGAACUCUGGACAUUCGCUAAUUUGAACCUAGCGAUAGUAUAUCUUAGAUCAAAGAAGGAAGCUGAGCUGGGAAUGUUAUUAGAAAGGAUAAAUCCAGAAUCUCUACCAUCACAUUCUCAUUCUUUGAGGGCAGCUGCAUAUUAUGUACAGGGACUUCAAGCUUUCUUUGGGGCUAGAUACAAUGAAGCAAAGCGAUAUCUUAGAGAGACUUUAAAAAUGGCAAAUUCAGAAGACUUGAACAGACUCACUUCCUGUAGUCUUGUGCUUCUCGGACACAUAUUUCUUUCAUUGGGAAAUAGUAGAGAAUCAAUGAAUAUGGUCACACCUGCGAUGCAAUUAGCUUCUAAAAUACCUGAUGUACAUGUACAAUUGUGGGCUACUGCCAUUUUAAAAGAUUUAUAUAGAAUGUGUAAUGAACAGUCUCGUGAGACCGAAGCGUAUCAAAUGCACUGCACAUUCUCUCAAACUCUCUUAAAGGACCAUUUCCAGAGUACCCAAAAGAGUGAGCACUCGCUCAUUCAUUGGAUAGACGGCCCUGUGCCUGCGUUACCAACUAAUCCACCACCAUCUACGUCACAAGCAAUACUCUAAUGGUAUAAAAGAUAUUUAGAAAAUCGGAUGUUCCGUGCGGUAACACGACGGUAAUAUAGGAGGAUUAAAGGAUAUUUGAUAUAAUAUCCAAACUUUUUUGAUACGAGAGAUUUGCGAGGUAUAUGGCAACUAGUUAUAGCAGAGCUUGAAAGCAAUUUAAUGCUAUAAUAUUGUUUAAAUCAUCGAAAUUGUACACGGCAGGGACUGAUUGUAUAUGUAGAUCAUUAAUAUUUUGUUUAUUAUAUUAAAUCAUAUUUAUGUGAAAUUAUUCAAGACAAAAUAUUUUCCGUAAUGGAGAACAGACGCGUUUUUUAGACUAAACCGUUGUAUAAACCGUUUUACCGCACAAUGCGUUUAGACAAGAUUUGUAUUGCACAUAUAGGGAAUAUAGAAUAGAUCGGAAUAUAGAAUAAAAAUUUUUAUUUUUGUUUGAAAAAUCUCGUCAAGUCUAUAUUUCCGAUUAUGCAAGAUUUUUUUACAUCACAUUGGUAUCUAUCACAUACUGAAAUAAAUAAAAAUCUACUAAUUUUUUAAAUUAAAAAAUUGCAAUAUAUUAGAUGCGUUAUUUUAAACUUUGUAAUUGCAAUCAUUUUAUGUAGUCUACAAUUAUAAUUGCAAUAUUUUUAUAUAUAAAGAUUUUGUUUGGUAAAGCACAAUUAAUCUUCAAAAUGUUACUGUGUGAGUAAUGGGGGGAACAAGUAUCAAAAUUUAAAUAUUAAAUUUUGUAUAUACUGGAUUAUAUAAGAAAAAUAUAUUAAGAAUGAUAAAAUCUAAGUAAUUAGCUUUCAGCAAGAUUUGACAAAUUCUCCAUGUGUCCAGUGUAUUAAUGGAAUGGUUUUAUUGGUUAUAUUUUAUCAUUGCCUUUUUUUAAUGACCAAAGUAAACAUUAAUAAUUUGGCUGUGGCACAACAGAACAUGUUCAUUAAGCAGUAUAAAAAAAGAUAGGUAUGGAACUUUGCACAGUAAGUCGAAAAGAGGCAAAUUCUUUACCUAUUAUAUUACCAGAUGUUUCGGUAUAUAUACAUGUAUUUUUAUUAAGAUGAUAUAUGUAUGUAUUGUAUGAAUAUAUAAUAAAAAUGUAAUUGUUAUAUAUUAGUAUUAGUUACAGUAAUAAAUAAACAAAGAAAGGGGCCUUAGAAUAUGGUAACUUGAACAGCAAAGAACUUGUGUGUAAAAUUCUUUACUUUGUUUAAAUUAUUCCAAUAUAUUUUGUACAUAUUUUUAGAGGUGAAAAAAUACGUACACGCAAAUAGUAGAAUAGAUAAUGUAAUAAAACACAGGUUUGUACAAAUAUUUGUUUUCUUAACAUAAAGAACAGAACAAAUUU
Monomorium pharaonis (pharaoh ant) is the source of this 3255-nucleotide messenger RNA. RefSeq names its product MAU2 chromatid cohesion factor homolog (gene Mau2). The record is from RefSeq and is a predicted model, not a curated record. Gene Ontology annotation, molecular function: double-stranded DNA binding; protein binding. Gene Ontology annotation, biological process: maintenance of mitotic sister chromatid cohesion; mitotic sister chromatid cohesion. Gene Ontology annotation, cellular component: chromatin; SMC loading complex. NCBI's taxonomy places the organism in Eukaryota, Metazoa, Arthropoda, Insecta, Hymenoptera, Formicidae. Bases 144 to 1928 code for a protein of 594 amino acids. The transcript has 9 exons.